AUGGAGAGCAUUUACAACACACCAUUUGACUCUCUUCCGGAUCAGAAGCGUGUCUGGGCAGGCCAGCCAGGCAGUCGCGAGGAGGGUUUGGGCAGGCUCACUCUCCUCACACCCGAGGUAGUCGCUUCAGCUGCAAGCGAGAUACGUACAGGAAGGCGCAUAUCUCUAGGCUGGGAACUUACAAAACUGGAGAACGCCGGCCUGGGGCGCCAACAGUGUGAACACAGGAUUGUACCGUUGCUGGACGGUGUUGCAUUCGAUGAUGUGUACACGUUCAAUCCGCAGCAGAGCAGCCAAUGGGAUGGUUUGAGGCACUUCUCGCAACCUAUACCUGGAACCGAAGGAAAGAGAGUAGAAGACAGGGUCUUCUAUGGCGGCACGACUGCGAAAGAGAUUCAAAAUCGGGCAAGUGAUCGGAUUGGGAUGCAGCACUGGGCAAGAGAGGGAAUCGCGGGGAGAGGCGUCCUCAUUGAUUACGCAAGCUGGGCUGAGAAGAAAGGUUUGAAGUACACGACGUUCAGCCAGCACGAGAUUAAGUUAGAUGACAUUAAGCAAAUAGCACAAGAGUCAGAGAUAAUGUUUCAGCGAAGAGAUAUUCUCUUCAUCCGGAUUAGUUUGACAAAGGAGUGA
This is a messenger RNA of Didymosphaeria variabile, 630 nucleotides long. RefSeq lists its product as uncharacterized. NCBI's taxonomy places the organism in Eukaryota, Fungi, Ascomycota, Dothideomycetes, Pleosporales, Didymosphaeriaceae. Gene Ontology annotation, molecular function: arylformamidase activity. The transcript has a single exon. The record is from RefSeq and is a predicted model, not a curated record. Bases 1 to 630 code for a protein of 209 amino acids.